AUGUGCCCCAAGUCCUCUAAACCAACAGGUGACCCUGUUGAUCCUGACAAGAAAGUUACUGAUGAAUCUUCUAAGCUUGGUUCCGCCACUAAACCAACUCUUAAAGUCAUUUCAGCUGAUCAAGAACUACCCGUUACUUCUGAUGUCUCUGUCAAAGCUAUCACCAUUCAUAGUGUUGGUAAGCACUACUACACUGAUUUUAUACUUGGUAACCAGAACUGGAAGCAAAAAUGCAUGAUUGUGAUCCUGGCUCCAACAUUAACUGUGUCGGUUAUGAUUGGAUUACCCGUUUUGACACCCCUGAGUGGUCAUACAAUCUUGAAUGUGGUUUCAUCAAGACCGCUGGAGGUCAUAACCUGGAUGUCGAAGCCCGAGUUCUCCUAAAGAUUUCGUGGCCUCCAGAAAAUCCCACCAUUUCUGUUGAUCAGUGGUUCUAUAUUGUUCAUGGUGAAGAUGGUAUUAUCCUUGGUACUCCUGCAUGUCAUGCACUUGGUGUGAUUGAUGAUGACUGGCCUAUUUCUACACUACUUCAGAACCUUAACCAUCCCUCAUCAGUGAAUACCCUCGACGCAUCAGAAAACAACCCUCAGAUAUGUGACAACAAACCGACCGAAGUCGACCAUCUGGUUCCAAACCCUCCCACGUGUGAUGAUGAACUUUUGUCUGAUUUGAGUUGGCAACCUACCUCUUGUCCUUCUGAAUCAUCAGUCAAAGUCACUUCUGUUAUUGCAAAUGGACAGAACAUUAACUAUUCUGAGGACACAAAUUUCACUCCUCUUCUGCAAUCUUAUAAUGAUAGUUUUGAUGACACAAUUCUCCCGGAGAUGAAAGGUGAUGCCCUCAAGAUUAAUCUCAAACCUGAUGUUCAACCCUAUGCCCAAGCGAAAGCAAGGAAAAUCCCGAUUCCCUACAUGGAUCAACUUAAGAAGCAACUUGAUGAAAUGGAACGUCUUGGUGUUAUCUCAGCCAUGAAGAACCAAGCACUUGGUGUCAUCCAAUCGUUAUUGCACCUAAGAAAGAUAGUGACGAACUGA
Molecule: messenger RNA, 1034 nt
Organism: Paramuricea clavata
Lineage: Eukaryota; Metazoa; Cnidaria; Anthozoa; Malacalcyonacea; Plexauridae
Source: the annotation of a GenBank genome assembly